AUGCACAGAAAUGUGCUACUCUUCCAUGUUGUCGUUCUAGUCAGUGGUAGGUUUGAAAAGUUGAUUAUAGUUGCAAUCAUCUAGGUCUUAAUGUCAUAUUUCGUGAACCUACAAUAACCAAAAUUGAAAUGUUGGCUUUUUCGGUUGAAACAUGUCCAGCUUCAGUUCUGAAGAUUCCAAAAACCAAAUUGGUAGAAGUUUGAGAAUAUAUGCAUUCAGUAUUCGUGGCCCCGGCCAACUCGAAAUCCAGCUACAAGUAUGAUGGCUCGCUGUUCUCGAGCAAAGAACUCGACUACGACGAGACGGACACCAAGGCGAUCGGGUCGGUCUUCUCCAGAUAUAUGGCCGACUCGGACUCGCAACUGAUUCUCGAUUUGGACGUGUUCCGCCACUUUUUCAACUACGCAGAAGCCUACAAAUCGGGCGCCGAAGAGGGAAAUCUGGAGUUAAUGAAGUACGCGGUGGAGAUGGUCGAGAAGUUAAAGUCGUUCGAUAUCUCAAUGGGUUUGUCUAUUAUCUUCAUACCUAGUACUUUACUUUUUCAGUUGCCAACUUUUUUCCUAGAUCACUGCCAAGAGAACUGUAUAUAUCUUGAAAGUUUGAGACUGUCGUAACUUGCAUGAGUUACAAUACUCUUAGGAAGCAUCGGAUCAAAAAGCUGCCAACAACACAAAUGAAGUACACAUCUAGUACAACAUUUUUGUGGUCGACAACUUUUUGAUCCGAUUACUCCCGAAAGUACAAUAACUUCCUCACCGUUCAGCUUGCGUGGGCGACAUGAUGCACCUGGCGUGGACUGGAGUAGAAUACGCAACGCACGUGGAAGAGCACAGAAACUGCUCCGACUGCAAGUGCACACCGCUUUUCCAGCAGAAAAAGAGCGAACGGCACUGGAUUUUCAAUGUGUUCGACGCGAUGGGAAAGGUGCCGGCGGGUAUCAUGAGCGGGAACAAUCUCUGGGUGGGCUCGUGGAGCACGUGUCGGAAGAUUGAUGUGGUCAAGAAUGCUCAAGGGUGAGGGUGGGAAAGGGAAGUGCGCUCUAGUGAUAAACUGAUUUACAGACAGAAAUGGAAAGGACAAUACUGUCUGGCCACUAUUGACGCGUAUGAACGGGACAAUCCGUUGGUUUACUUCGGAAACAUGAUGUCUGGGGCGCCGGAUCGACAUUGUUAGUAAGUGAAUUGAUACUAUUAGGAGAGGGUACCAUAAUCCGUCGUUUCAGCGAGAAAACCGUCAAAAAUUUCACCGACGACGGUUCCUGUUUUGCCCUGUUCCCUGUUCUGAAAUUCGGCGUCUGCAUGCCGAACACUUGUACCGAUUAUGAUGUGAAGCGGAUGUUGACUUUUGGUAAGCCUACUAGAGUCUCUAAAUCAAGAAACGCGUGAUAUUGUAGCAAUCAGAGCCACCGAAGCGGCAGUCGGCACCGAAUCAGUGUGCAACGUGGACGUCGAGUGCCGUGCAGAGUCGUAUUCGGAUGCGAUGAGCGAAAACGGACUGGCCAUGUUCGCCCUAUAUUUGCUCAUCGCUACCGUAGUCCUCGUGGCGUUUGGAACGCUCUACGAUCUGUUCAUAGUGGCCAACAAUCCUCCGGAGUCUCAUCACCAUCCAGCUAUCAGUCGUAUGUUUUAAUUAAGUACGGUACAUAUUAUAAAUUCAAACUAAUAAUACUUCAGAUCCAUUCAUCAAGUUCAUUCUGGCCUUCUCGAUGUACUCGAACGGGAGUGAGAUCCUUCAAUCCAAAAAGAACGACAAAGAGAUCAAUUCGCUGCACGGCGUCCGAUUCCUGAGCAUGUGCUGGAUCAUUCUGGGUCACACCUAUUACUACAUCGGGACCAGUCUGACGACGGACAAUCUCGUGCCCACUUUGAUCAAUUUUCCGCAGCAAUUCCACACUCAAAUAAUUGUCCAAGCCCCGUUGGCCGUCGACUCUUUCUUCUUUUUAAGGUGAGAUCCUAUUCGGACCAAACUUGGCUAGACCUGAUCGUUUAAGUUCAAACCUACAUACUUAACAUUUCAGCGGAAUGCUGGCCGCCUUCUCGUUCUUCAAGCGAACCAUGAAAGCCGACCCGAACCAUCCGCCCAAACUCAGCGCGUUCAACAUCCAAACGUGGCCGAUGUACUACUACAAGAGGUACGUGCGGAUCACGCCCACGUACAUGACCGUCAUGCUCUUCGACGUUACUCUCUUCACCUACAUCUCGAACGGACCGUUCUGGCGGCCGAUCGAACGACAGGGAUGUCGACACGCCUGGUGGACCAACUUAAUCUAUUUGAACAACUUUUUGCUUCAAGAUGUUGAGUGUGUAAGUUAUUUACAGAGUGUGCCUCAAAGAGUAUUAUCCAUACAGUGCAUGGGUUGGACGUGGUACCUGGCCAACGACAUGCAAUUCCACGUGGUGCUCAUGCCGAUCUUGGUAAUUGCCUUCUUGAAAUGGGGCAUGAAGAUAGGGCUGGGAGUCUCGACCGGAAUCAUCGGAUUGUCAUCGCUCAUUCGUCUGUUUAUCACCCAGAUCAAGGGAUAUCCACCGGCGCCAUUAUUGACGGCCAAGCUUCAGAUGUAAGUGAAGGUCAGCAACACCUGUAAACUCUGCAAAUUUCAGCGUACACCAACUGAACGACUACUGGAACGACGUGUACGUGCGUCCGUACAUCAGAUGCACUCCGUUCAUCGUAGGCGUUAUCGUCGCCUACCUUCUGAACGCCUGGACGAGCCGCGAUCAAAAGGAUCUGAAGAUCAAAUUGGAGCGGAGGACGGUGCUCAUCGGUUGGUGCACGUCCACCAUUCUCGGCCUCUACGCAGUCUUUGGCCUCUACUAUUUCGCCAAGACCGGAGACAUUUCCAAGGCCUGGGAGGUGCUCUACACACUGUUCGGAACGCCAGCCUACUCGAUGGCGCUUGGAUGGGUGGUGUUCGCGUGCACGACCGGAAACGGCGGUCCCGUCGAUACGAUUCUCUCCUGGCGACUCUUCGUCCCCCUCUCGAAGAUCACCUUCUGCGCCUAUCUCCUUCAUCCGAUCAUGCUCCAAAUCUACAAUCUCAGCCGUCCCCAGCCCUUCCAUUUCACUACUUUUGUUCAGAUGGUUAGCUUUUUCAGUGUCGAAACUCAUGUGAAUUGAACAAAAAUUUCAGAUCCGGUACACGGUGGAAGCGGUCUUCGCCUCCUACACCCUCGCCUUCUUCUUUUCGCUGGCGUUUGAGAAACCGUUUAACAAGCUCGACGAGAUGCUCUUCGACAGCAAAAAAGUGAUGAAUGGGGAGGCGAAACGAGAUGGCAAUGGAAAUGCGGCUGAGAUGGUCCCACUGAACAGGGUUCGACACUCGGAUUAAUUUUUUCACUCUUUAUUUGAAACAUUAUAUUUUUCUAGUCCUCAUUUCUCCCCCAAGUUUUACUGGUUUCGUGUGGAAUUGUUUUAUGGCGCAGAGCGCAGUUUUAGAAUAAAUUUUAAUUCUUUUUUUUCGCGCCGAGUUGUGGGCGUUGCAAACGCGCUCUAUUGAAACACUUAACUUUUCAGCUUCUUAAGAAAUUACAAUUAAGUUUUUUUCCACUGUAAAAGUGUAGAAUUUGUUGAAUUGAUCUGUUUCGUCUGAAAAUUACGCUCUUCUGUUGUGUCUAUUCUUCGCGUUUUCUACUAAAAUGUGAAAUUUCAGCUAAAAAUCUGAUAGUAUAGCUAUUUCAGACUUCUCAGAAAGGAAAUUUGGUUUCUGCUCCUCUUAUGUUUUGCUUGUCUUCUAAUUUUUGACUCAACGACUUUCUCUUCUCUCGAUAAGUGCGUUUUCCGACUCAUAAAAACCCAAACAGGUGAAACCCAGUCCAAAUCUCAUUUUUCAAAAAAGCGUGUCGUUUUGUUUUAUUUUCAAGCUGAAAGACUCAAAAAGCGGUUGGCUUUUUCAACAAAUUGAAAAUGAACUCCAUCUUUUCCCAAAAAAUUAAAAAAGAUGUCAAGUUGAAAAAAAUGUUUCCGACACAAAAAUGCGUGAGAAGUUUUGCUAAAAUCACUCAAUUUCUCGUUUUUGCCCUUGAGGGGGCCAAUCAGAAACCCAUAUUCAUUUUCCGCUCAUAAGCUUCUAUUCAACCGCUUCUCCUCUCCUCUCAUUCAUCUCGCACAACGAAUCAUCAUCAUAUAUAGGAAUAAUCCGUCCAACGAAACCAACACGAAAAACGGAAAAGAACUAGGUCUUUUCCGCCAUGAUUGUUAGCAUUAAGUACUGGCUGUUGGCCUCCUAGCCACCACCACCACCGCCAGCCGGUCUCUCGUAUUUCGUUGUGGCCCAACCAGGCCGUCGCGGGGAGAAGGCAAGGGAAGAGAGGGAGUGAUGAGAACGAGGGAGGCACACACAGACACACACACAGCGCAGUGACCAGCCCCCCCGCUCGGGCAGAGGGAGGCCGCCUUGCGUGCCUGCUGCUGCCCCGACCGAUCAAUCGCUCACACACACUCAAACACACACACGCACACACUCACCCAACACACUACACUCACACAGGACCGCGUCGCAGCACGCACGCCUCGUUCGAAAAUCGUCUGUGCUGUGGCCUGCUGCUGCACUGCAGGUAUUUGAAUUUGGCGGGGUCUGAAGUUGGUUCCGCGCGCGCCCGCCCGCCAUAUCAACCCCGGGGCCCCCCUUCACGCCUAUUCAUAUGUGUGUGUGUGUGUGGGGGCAAGAAGAAGGGGGAGGGGGCACGACCCACGACGAUGAUGAUGCGCCGACGUUCAAAUAAUUCUCUCGCUUCUCUGGCCUCCUCCAUCCUUCUUCUUCCUUUUUCCCCCCGUUCCCUAUCUCUGCUUUCUCCGUUUUCUCCUGGUUACUCUUGCCAAAAAAUACCGUUUCAUCGCGGAGGCGGAGCUUUCGGAAGACCUACAGAAGCUGCGAGAGAUACAUAGCUCAUCGCUCAUUAUUUCGAAGUUCGCGCCGCUGUAUCUUCUCUGUCCUGUCUGCGUCUCCUUCGGCCUGUGCGCAGUACCACACCGCCAAAUUUGAAAUCUCUAUUGGAAGCAUCUCCAUUUCUAGUGAUGUUGUUCAUCUACUUCUGAAACCUCUAGCUAGUAUCCGUCCACUUUGAUUCUCUUGUUCGAGCUGUUACCUCGCAGAAGAACGCGCCAGUUUUCAUAGGAAAGUGAGCAGUCUUUCGUAAUUGUAUAAUAACAAUUUUGUAAAUAACAUUUUGGCUCUUGCCGAAUUCCACUUGAAAACUAGGCCACUUCUUCAGAACUUCAAAAGUUUUGCUGACUUUUCUCCACUUCAAAGCCAGUGAAGUCAUAAAAAAUCCAAUUUGCCGUUUGGUGUCUAAUGCCCUUUUUCUUUUCUUUUGCCAAUCCUCUUCGCCACCUGUCCCAAUCCCAAAUUACUGUUUAUUCAAUAUGCUGCCUUCCAUUUCUCUCAUUUCCGUUCGUCUCCUUUCCUCCAAAAAUGUUGAUCAACAACAAUCUUCUUCGCACAUUUUUCGGCUCAUCCAUUUGCUCUAUUAGCUGACAUCCAAUCGGUUUCUAGUUUUGCACUAUUAUCAGUUUUGGCAUGUUUUGUAUCUUUAGUGAAAAUAUCAACUCGAUUGGAUUACCUGAGCUAGAAACUAGAAAAGAUUUGCUAAUCUUUGAGUUGAAACUUUUAUCAAAGACACUUCACACCGAGAUUAAAAAUUAUGCAAAAUGAGUACUCGAUCGGCAUAAAUCUCCUCGCCCUCCUCCUCUUGAUUUCGAUCCAUAAUAGCCCAAUACCAAAGUUUUUUCUUCCAGAACCCCACGCAGACAAAAAUGGAAAGUAGAAAACGGAAAUCAGAGCUCGAAAACUACAUCGAUCAGCUGACAGAUCCGCCGGAGAAGCAGCGAAAGAUGACCGAGUUCUACAAUAGUCUGCGCAUGUUCUACAAACGACGCUGGAAUGCGCCGUUGAAGUUGCCCCACGUGCAGGGCGUCGAGGUAAACCUCUACCGGCUCUACGACACUGUCCAGGCUCUCGGAGGCUGGCAGAAGGUGGGCGGAUGCGACAAGUGGUCGGACAUUGCUGAAAUGCUCGGCUGCAAAGAGGAUAUAGUGUGCGGCGACCAUGCGAUCAAACUCAUCUACAUGCGAUAUCUGUCGAAGUUCGAGCAGGUCGAAACUAUUGGCGACGUGGACGACUACGUGGAUAACGAGAUGUCGAGGAGUCGUGGCCGGAAUGCCACAUCGUUCUUCGCCACGAACGACUGUCCGAUCAGCUACAAUCGGAUGCAUCCCGAACAGCCGCCACGCGACGAGAGAGGCCAGAUUAUCACGGAUCCGGACUACGCGCGGCUCACAAAAUCGCUCAUGUCGGGUCUUCCGAACGAAAUCGACUUCGCCAUGAACGUCUGUAUGCUGCUCUCGCACGCGGGACCCAAACAAUUGCGAAUAUGCCACGCGCCGACACUUUUGACGCUUCUGGUCGCCCACACGGGUGUCUACGACGAGGAGGACACUUCCAUGGCCGAGCUGGGAAAGGAUUGGGCGAGAAGCACUCGUCACAACUUCCGCAGUUUCUGGGCGUCCUCCGGCGUCCCGCUGGGUCUUCUCACUCAAUUUUUGGGAAGCGACAUCGAGUCAGAGUACGUGGACGACGACGAUCAAUUCUUCACUGGCGUCUCCGACUCGUACCAAGUGAAAGAUUCGAGAUGUUGGCGCAUCAAUCAGGUCACCACCAUCAUCCGCAACUUGAGUUUUGAGCCGGGAAAUCGGGUGACGAUAGUCAAAACGUGGCCAGUCAUGAAGUUUCUGAUGAUGUGCGCCUCGUGCAAGUGGUCUCCGCUCUACGUCGCCGCGUUGGAUGCGCUCAGUAAUUUGGCGACUGAUGUAAGUUUAUUACCCAUCCAUUUGCUGAAAAGAUUCUCGUGGAAAUGGUAUUUUGCUCAUGACUUUAUGCCCUUUUUUCAAGCGAAAGUAAGCUUUACAAGGUAACGUAAAAAUACAUCUUCAUUUUGUUAAGCUCGAAGGUAACGUGACGCGUGCAUCUUUUCAGCAAAUUAGCAAUAUCUGAAGCCAUACACCUUAAUUUUCAUGACAUUCUUCCUUUCAGAUUGAUCUCACCGACAAAAUACUGGUACACGUGUCGCAGCACGCGAUCCUCCGCAUAAUCCACGACGGAAUCUUCAGUUUGGACAAAUUCAAACUCAUCCGCGCCCUCGAAAUGCUCACCGGACUGUGCGGAUUUGAGGGAAACGAGGCGAUCAUUUGCGAGUGGCUCAAUCCGCACACAAUCCGUCACAUUUUCGAAGUCGUCGGCGUCAAGGACAUAAUGAUGUGUGUCUACACCCUCGAAUGCCUCUAUCAAAUCUCCGAGAUGGGCGAUUCCGCGUGUGACAUGCUCGCCGACUCGCCGAGAGCCAUCCAACAGCUCGUCUCGAUGGCCACCCUCGAGGCCGUCUCUUUCGGACCCGCCGGACUCGCCGGCAUGAAAGUCGUCGAGUAUCAGCCGCAGUACGCCCCUCAGCCGCAGCAAAUGCAGCAAGCCCCGCAUCCUGUACAGUACUCCCAGCAACAGCGAGUUCCGCAGCAUCUUCAACAGGCACCGCCCACGCAAACCCAAUCGCCCACCGUUCCGCCGCCAAUGACUGUCCGACAGGUCAUUCAGAACAACCUGGCGCUGCAGCAAGUGCAACGAGAGCAAAUGGCUCGGGAGCAGCAGCAAAAUGCCCAGAAUGUGCCUUCCUCGCCGUCCCCCUACGCAAACGGCACCAAAAUGGAUCGUCGCACCGGAAAUCUGCCGAUCCGUCCGAUUGCGCCCUCGACCAACAGCGGCGAUUGCCAAGUGGAACAGUUGACCGAGAAAUGGAUCAAACAGAAUUGCGUUUUCGAGCCGACAAUGUCGACGCCACGUGGCGAGCUCUACGCGGCGUACGUGGACGAUUUGCGCAAUGUAUAUCAUUCAAUGAGCGGAAGUCUGGCCAUGUUCAGCGGUGUCAUGAAGAACCUGUAUCCGGACGUGAAUUUCCGUAUGGCGUCGAACGGAAUCAUGAUUGUCGCACAGGGAAUUCGACUCGUCCGACCGCAUCGACUUGUGCCUUCGCAGAAUUCGACGUCUGACGCUCAUCCGCUGAUGAAGAAAAUGUUGACGACGACGACGGCGGAGAAGGAGAAGGAGAAAGAUGGCGAGGAGAAUGGAGUGAACGGACAUGCUAUGUAAGUGAAAACGCAGAAUUUUGAGUUGUACAGAUACGCCUAUUCAAGCUAAACGUUGAAUUUUGACGUGAUCAAUCAAAGUUAUCGUGUCAUUUCUUUUACGCAUUCACGUAGAAAACUGAAUAAGACUUGAAACGCUUUGAUAAUUUUCACGUAGCUGUUAAUUUUUCAGUGAUGACGUGAUCGCGGAGCCAUCUGUGAUGCCGAAAGAGCCAGUGGAGCCGGAAGAUUCUCAAGAGACCAAGGAGAAAGAAAUCAACGAGCAAAAAGCGCCAGUUCCUAUUAGUGACAAGGUGAGCACCUCGAAACCAUGAAAAUCCAUCUUCCUGCGCUUCUUUUUCUACCUUUGCAUGCCACUAUUUCUCCUUUCUGUUCUCUACUUCUCUUCCUUUCUCUAUUUCUCAUUUUCGCGCAGAAGAAGCUGUUGAACGGAUGCGCGGGCGGAACCAUGGAAGUGUGUCAGGAGCCGGUGCAAGCCUCCGAACUGUUUGACGAGAACGACAUGAAGAACGGCAGCGAGGUGGCCAUCGAAAUACGCGAACAGCAGCAGUUUGUGGUGUGUGUCUCGUUGAAAUUGUGUUUUUGGAUUUGUGCUUCCCUUUGUUCAGUUUAUUUCGGGAAAUACUGAAGCAUUUUGUGUACCAUAUUGCCAUGUUAGGCUAAAACAGCCUGUAUCAAAAUCAAUUAACAUUAGAGAGAUAUCGAGAAGCUUCCAUAGGUGCAAGAACAUUGUGCCGCCCGACCUAUGAAAAUUUCUUGCUUCGGUCAUUUUUCCUUAAUUUUUUUUCAAACGAUAGAGAAUUUAUGCUGAAAACGAAUAUCAUAGGAAAUUUGACGACAACCCACGUGGCACAAUUGGAAACACCUAUGGAAGCUUCUCAGUCCAGCUAAUAACCGUACAAAUUCAUUCUGUUAUUGCAGCACGAAUCAGAAGUGAAAACGGAGGAGAAACUGAACGGCGUGAUGUGCAAUGGGAACGGAAAGCCGAAAAAGGUGUCGAUGGCGAGUCGGGCGGCGCACAUUGUGGCGGUCGCCGCGGCCGUCAACGGCGAUUUGGAUCGAUUGAACAACGGAUUGGCGGAGUGCAAAAAAGAGACGGAGCUCAAGGAGAAGUCGGAGCAGAAAGAGCAGGAAAAGGAGCCGGAGGAGAAGGUGAAGCAGACAGAAAAAGAGGAAAAAGACCCUGAAGCGACGACUUCUGGAACUGAGGAGAGGAGAAAAGGUGUGCCGGUCUCUUCGCAGCCGACCGAGUUCAUGUGCGACUGGGACUGCUGCUCCCUCUACUACUUCUCGCCCUCUCACGUCCUCAAGCACUUUUCCGAGGAGCACGUGGCAGAAGAGCUCCGUCUCCUGUGCCGCUGGAACGGAUGCACCGACCCGACGCCGCGGAAUCGCUGGUCCCUGAUCACACACAUUCAGGACACGCACUGCAACGAGACACAGCUGAAAGCGGCGGCGCAGAAGCGGAAGGACGGCGGAGUGCAGCGCGGAAUGCCACGUGCCGAAGUGCAGCCACGUGACAACCACCCCGGCUACGCGAAAAACGCCGCGUUCGACGCCAUCCGCAGGCACGCCUUCAACUAUUUGGCGCGCGAGCUGACGGACGAGGCGGAAGGACCUGUGACAAAGAGCAUUCGGCUCACGAGCUGUCUUAUCUUGAGAAAUUUGGCCAGAUACUCGGCGGAGGGAAGACAGUGAGUUUCAUUUAACUUUUCUAUUUUUGAACACUACUAAAUGUUAUCCGUUUCCAGAAAACUGCGUCGUCACGAAUCGCACAUUUGCUGGCUGGCACUCUCCCGUUUGGAAAGUUCGCACGCUCUUUCCCAACUGCUCUCCGAGCUGCAUCAGUCUCCCGUCGCAGAAGAGGAUCAGCAGAAGGGCGGCUCCAUUUCGGCAGUUCCCUCGUCUGCUUCUCUCUCCUCGAUGGCCGGCACUUCGCAACUUCCGCCGAUUCCUGACUCGCCCACGCAAACCAGCUCAAUGGCGACGCCGAUGCGGAAAGCGGAGGCGGUGAGCAGCAAUCGCGCCGUGCCCGUCAACAGGAUGCUCAGCUUUUCGGCGGCGCUUGUCUCCUCGCCUGCUCCCUCGACCGAUAUGGUAAGAAUUCCUGAAAUUUCUUGAGAAAAGCAAACAAUUUGCAACUUUUUUUUUUGAAAAUUACGUGACCCUUUUCGCGACCUUAAAGCGAAAAGUGAUACAUUUCUGCCUGAAUUUUUGUAAAAAAAAAUUACGUGAAGGAAGGUCACGCGUUAAAGGUUGUUUUGAAACGUGAAAAGUAACUGAAGUUCACCUGACCUUUUCUUCUCAUUUCUGCCGAAGUUUGACGUGGCAUCAGCCCACGUGAAAAUCCGUAAUUUCACGUAAAGUGUAUACAAUUUCCUCUAGUUCCAGCCUUCCACGUCCUCUGCGUCUUCCACGUUUUCGACGGGAGCACGUCAUCAGACGAUCCAGCAGCAUCUUCCUGCUCAGCCGUCGCCACUCGUUCAAACAACACCUGUCCGCGCGGGCGCUGGACACUAA
Caenorhabditis sp. 36 PRJEB53466 is the source of this 10650-nucleotide messenger RNA. The record is from the annotation of a GenBank genome assembly. Lineage: Eukaryota; Metazoa; Nematoda; Chromadorea; Rhabditida; Rhabditidae.